Messenger RNA from Lactuca saligna, 756 nucleotides. Lineage: Eukaryota; Viridiplantae; Streptophyta; Magnoliopsida; Asterales; Asteraceae. The record is from the annotation of a GenBank genome assembly.
AUGCUUCCCCAAUUAAGACGUGUUACAUCUAUGGAGCUUGGUUGUGAUCCAAAAGGCUAUUCACAUGCUGGAAAUAACACCACAGUUUGGUAUUUUGCUGUUCUUAUUGGAAGACAAACCACAGACUCCCUAAAAUGCGUUAAGGUCCAAGAGAUACUAUCAGCUGGUGAAAAUGUAAAUCAAAUUGACCAACACCAAGCUGCCAUGUCAGCAUUGAAGGAAAAAAGACUCACAUUUGCCUGGGUGGAUAGUGAAGCACAAAAGGAGAAAACGCAGAUGACAUCUGUGGACCGAAUGGCAGGUGCAAACAUUCCAUCUUUGGCUGCUAUGGAGCAGACUCGAAUGCUAGCACACACUUUAGCUCAGAACACCAAUCCAAAGUUUCAGGAACUGACUGUAAUUGAUGAUCUUCUAUCUGCUUUAGUUGGAAUUGAGGGACCAUAUAUUUCUAUCAAUAGAGUUGGAGGGAAUGAUAACUCUAUUAUCUUCAAUGUUGACGGAUCUAUGGAUUUGGCACUCCAGGGUGCUGCAAAUAUAAAAGUGGCAGGAAUAAAUAUGAACAACAAGAGCAGCCGGUCACAUAGUGUUUUCACCUGUUGGUUCUCAAAGAUUACAAACACCAAUUUCCUUCAAACAACAGAAGAUCUAGAGUUUAAAUGGGUGAUUGAAGGUGAUGGAUGUAAACUUGAUUCUGGAACUCUCAGUCUACCAACAUUAGAGUUUAAUUGGGUGAUUGAAGGUGAUUUUGGUUCUUGA